AUGAUGAGCGGAAGGCCGGGCCGAGUGCCCUUACAGUUUCUGCCGGACGAGGCCCGGAGCCUGCCGCCGCCCAAGCUGACCGACCCGCGGCUUGUCUACUCCGGUUUCUUGGGCUACUGCGCCGGCCUGAUUGAUAACGCGAUCCGGCGGAGGCCGGUGAUGUCGGCCGGUGUGCAUCGCCAGCUUCUGUAUGUCACUUCCUUUUUUUUUGUUGGAUAUUACCUUGUAAAACGUCAGGACUAUGUAUGUGCUGUGAGGGACCAUGAUAUGUUUGCAUACAUGAAAUCACAUCCGGAGGAUUUUCCUAAAAAAGAUAAGAAAAUUUAUGCUGAAAUUCUUGAAAAAUUCUAUCCAGUGCGUUGA
Chrysochloris asiatica (Cape golden mole) is the source of this 363-nucleotide messenger RNA. RefSeq names its product NADH dehydrogenase (ubiquinone) 1, subcomplex unknown, 2, 14.5kDa (gene NDUFC2). The coding region runs from base 1 to 363 and encodes 120 amino acids. Gene Ontology annotation, biological process: mitochondrial electron transport, NADH to ubiquinone. The record is from RefSeq and is a predicted model, not a curated record. NCBI's taxonomy places the organism in Eukaryota, Metazoa, Chordata, Mammalia, Afrosoricida, Chrysochloridae. The transcript is spliced from 3 exons. Gene Ontology annotation, cellular component: mitochondrial inner membrane.